AUGACUUCACGAGGAGGACCCUCGCAGCAAAAUCCGCAAUUGCAAAGGCGGAUCACGCGUACGCAGACGGUUGGGAAUCUCGGGGAGUCUAUAUUUGACAGUGAAGUAGUCCCGUCAUCUCUGGUGGAAAUUGCCCCCAUUCUUCGUGUUGCCAAUGAAGUCGAGCCUAGCAACCCCCGUGUUGCCUACCUCUGUAGGUUCUAUGCUUUUGAAAAAGCCCAUAGGUUGGAUCCUACUUCAAGUGGACGUGGUGUUCGUCAAUUCAAAACAGCUCUUUUGCAACGUCUUGAGAGAGAAAAUGAUCCCACCUUGAUGGGAAGAGUUAAAAAAAGUGAUGCCCGGGAAAUGCAAAGCUUUUAUCAACAUUAUUACAAAAAAUAUAUCCAAGCAUUGCAAAAUGCUGCUGAUAAAGCUGAUCGUGCACAGCUUACAAAAGCAUACCAAACAGCUAAUGUUCUCUUUGAGGUUUUAAAAGCUGUUAACCAGACACAGUCUGUGGAAGUUGAUCGUGAGAUAUUGGAAACUCAUGAUAAAGUUGCAGAGAAGACUGAAAUAUAUGUACCUUAUAACAUUCUACCUCUUGAUCCAGACAGUGCAAAUCAGGCAAUCAUGAAAUAUCCAGAGAUCCAAGCCGCUGUGCAUGCACUUCGGAAUACAAGAGGUCUUCCUUGGCCAAAGGAUUAUAAGAAGAAAAAAGAUGAGGAUAUCCUUGACUGGCUUCAAUCUAUGUUUGGAUUUCAGAAAGACAAUGUGGCAAAUCAAAGGGAACAUUUAAUUUUGCUACUGGCAAAUGUUCACAUACGGCAGUUUCCAAAACCAGAUCAACAACCCAAGUUGGAUGAGCGUGCUCUAGAUGAAGUGAUGAAGAAGCUUUUCAAAAAUUACAAGAAGUGGUGCAAAUAUCUGGAUCGUAAAAGUAGCCUAUGGCUACCCACUAUCCAGCAGGAAGUGCAGCAGCGCAAAUUAUUAUAUAUGGGCCUGUAUCUUCUUAUAUGGGGGGAAGCUGCCAAUCUUAGAUUCCUGCCAGAAUGCCUGUGCUACAUAUAUCACCAUAUGGCUUUUGAACUUUAUGGUAUGCUCGCUGGAAAUGUAAGUCCAAUGACUGGUGAAAACGUGAAACCCGCCUAUGGAGGAGAGGAAGAGGCUUUCCUGAAGAAAGUUGUCACUCCAAUUUAUGAAGUCAUUGCUCGGGAAGCGGCGAGAAGCAAAAAGGUCAAAUCGAAACAUUCUCAAUGGAGAAAUUAUGAUGAUUUGAAUGAGUACUUCUGGUCUGUAGAUUGUUUUCGUUUGGGAUGGCCUAUGCGUGCUGAUGCUGAUUUUUUCUGUAAGCCUGUGGAUCAGCUACAGAGUGAAAAUAAUGGGGAAACUAGACCUGGGAGAGAUCGAUGGGUGGGGAAAGUUGAUUUUGUUGAAAUACGAUCAUAUUGGCAUAUCUUUAGAAGCUUCAACAGAAUGUGGAGUUUCUUUAUAUUGUGCCUGCAGGCUAUGAUUAUUAUUGCCUGGAAUGGUACGGGGCAGCCAAGUGGGAUUUUUGAUGCUGAUGUUUUCAAGAAAGUACUGAGCAUCUUCAUAACUGCUGCAAUUUGGAAACUUGGGCAAGCCAUACUUGAUGUAAUUUUGAGCUGGAAAGCAAGACGGACCAUGUCCUUCCACGUCAAACUACGGUACAUACUGAAGGUUGUUUCUGCUGCUUCAUGGGUGAUUAUCCUCCCUGUUACUUAUGCAUACUCAUGGGAGAAUCCUCCUGGAUUUGCUCAAACUAUCAAAAGCUGGUUUGGAAAUAGCUCAAGUGCUCCUUCGUUGUUUAUCCUAGCUGUUGUUAUCUACUUAUCACCAAAUAUGCUUGCUGUGCUUCUUUUCCUCUUCCCCUUCAUUCGUCGGUUCCUUGAGAGUUCCAACUACAAAAUUGUGAUGCUAAUGAUGUGGUGGUCACAGCCCCGACUCUAUGUAGGAAGGGGAAUGCAUGAGAGCACGUUUUCUCUCUUCAAGUAUACAUUAUUCUGGGUGCUGCUUCUCACUACAAAGUUGGCAUGCAGCUUUUAUAUUGAGAUCAAGCCUCUUGUGAAUCCUACUCAAACUAUAAUGGGAAUUCAUAUAUCAAACUAUCAGUGGCAUGAGUUUUUCCCCCAAGCUAAGAACAACAUCGGUGUCGUAAUUGCACUAUGGGCGCCAGUUAUUCUUGUUUAUUUCAUGGACACACAGAUCUGGUAUGCCAUUUUCUCUACAUUGUUUGGAGGUAUAUAUGGUGCAUUCCGUCGCCUUGGAGAGAUACGUACAUUAGGAAUGCUUAGAUCCCGGUUUCAAUCUUUACCUGGUGCUUUCAAUGCCUGUUUAAUCCCCGAGGAGAAGGCUGAGGCAACCAAAAAGAAAGGACUGAAAGCCACAUUCUCACGCAAGUUUGACGUGAUACCUUCCAGUAAGGAAAAAGAAGCUGCAAGGUUUGCUCAGUUGUGGAACAAAAUAAUUACAAGUUUUAGAGAGGAGGAUCUGAUAAGUAAUAGGGAAAUGGAUCUGUUGCUUGUUCCGUAUUGGGCCGAUCGUGAUUUGGAGCUGAUGCAGUGGCCUCCAUUUUUGCUCGCCAGCAAGAUCCCAAUAGCUGUGGAUAUGGCUAAAGACAGUAAUGGCAAGGACAGCGAACUCAAAAAGCGGAUCAAGUCAGAUGAUUAUAUGUAUUCUGCUGUCUGCGAGUGCUAUGCUUCGUUCCGGAAUAUUGUUAAAUUAUUAGUUCGUGGAAACCGAGAGAAAGAGGUGAUUGAAUAUAUAUUUUCUGAAGUUGACAAACAUAUAGAGGAGGACAAUCUAUUAACUGAAUACAGGCUGAAUGCUCUUCCAAGUUUGUAUGAUCUCUUCGUCAAGCUUGUAAAAUACUUGCUGGAGAACAAGCCAGAGGACAGGGAUCAAGUUGUCAUUCUUUUUCAGGACAUGUUGGAAGUUGUGACUCGAGAUAUAAUGCUGGAAGAUCAUGUAUCCAAUUUGUUGGACUCAAUUCAUGGUGGAGCGGGAAAUGAAGGAAUGGUCCCUCUGGAUCAACAGUAUCAGUUGUUUGCAUCAGCUGGUGCCAUAAAAUUUCCAGCUCCUGAAACUGAAGCUUGGAAAGAGAAGAUCAAGAGGUUGUACUUGUUGCUGACAGUGAAGGAAUCUGCCAUGGAUGUGCCAUCAAACUUGGAAGCCAGAAGACGCAUUUCAUUUUUUUCUAAUUCCUUGUUUAUGGACAUGCCUUCAGCUCCUAAAGUCCGCAACAUGCUUUCUUUCUCUGUUCUGACUCCAUAUUACACGGAGGAGGUUCUAUUCUCAUUGCCUGAGCUAGAAGUACCGAAUGAAGAUGGUGUUUCUAUUCUCUUUUACUUGCAGAAAAUCUUUCCAGAUGAAUGGAAUAACUUCUUGGAGCGUGUCAACUGUUACAAUGAAGAAGAACUUAGGGAUGAAUUGGAGGAACAGUUACGUCUUUGGGCGUCAUACCGAGGCCAAACACUGACCAAAACUGUCAGAGGAAUGAUGUAUUAUCGCAAAGCUCUUGAACUUCAGGCAUUCCUUGAUAUGGCUAAGGAUGAUGAUUUAAUGGAAGGCUACAAGGCCAUUGAACUGAAUGAAGAUCAAAUGAAGGGAGAGAGGUCCCUGUGGACACAAUGUCAAGCAGUAGCUGAUAUGAAGUUUACUUAUGUCGUGUCCUGCCAAUUAUACGGGAUUCAAAAACGGUCUGGAGAUCCUCGAGCACAAGAUAUAUUGAGACUCAUGACCACAUAUCCAUCUCUUCGGGUAGCAUAUAUUGAUGAAGUUGAAGAGCCUAGUAAAGACAGGACCAAGAAGGUUAAUGAUAAAGUGUACUACUCCACUCUUGUGAAAGCAGCUUUGCCGAAAUCAGAUUCUUCAGAGCCUGGACAGAAUCUGGAUCAGAUUAUCUAUCGAAUAAAACUUCCAGGCCCUGCUAUCCUGGGAGAGGGGAAGCCUGAAAAUCAGAAUCAUGCAAUUAUUUUCACUCGUGGAGAAGGCUUACAAACAAUUGAUAUGAAUCAGGAUAAUUACAUGGAAGAAGCUCUAAAAAUGAGGAACUUGCUUCAAGAAUUUCUUAAAAGGCACGAUCUGAGGCACCCAUCAAUUCUUGGACUGAGGGAACAUAUUUUCACUGGGAGUGUUUCUUCACUUGCUUGGUUUAUGUCUAAUCAAGAGACAAGUUUUGUUACUAUUGGUCAGAGAUUGUUGGCCAACCCUCUCAAGGUUCGGUUUCAUUAUGGUCAUCCAGACGUUUUUGAUAGACUAUUUCACCUUACAAGAGGCGGGGUGAGCAAAGCCUCCAAAAUUAUCAACCUCAGUGAGGACAUAUUUGCUGGCUUCAAUUCUACUCUCCGUGAAGGCAAUGUAACUCAUCAUGAAUACAUACAAGUUGGUAAAGGCAGGGAUGUGGGUCUUAACCAGAUUUCUCUAUUUGAAGCGAAAAUUGCUAAUGGAAAUGGAGAACAAACAUUGAGUCGUGAUCUAUACAGGCUGGGCCAUCGCUUUGAUUUCUUCCGAAUGCUCUCAUGCUAUUUCACGACCAUUGGUUUCUAUUUCAGUACCUUGAUAACUGUGCUCACUGUAUACGUCUUUCUCUAUGGUCGCCUUUAUCUUGUUCUUAGUGGUUUAGAAAAGGGACUUACUAGCAACCGCGAAAUAAGAGAGAAUAAAUCUCUCGAAGUUGCUCUUGCCUCUCAGUCUUUCGUGCAGAUCGGUUUUCUAAUGGCUCUCCCUAUGAUGAUGGAAAUUGGGUUAGAAAAGGGUUUCCGAACAGCACUAAGCGAGUUCAUACUCAUGCAACUGCAACUGGCGCCUGUAUUUUUCACAUUUUCGCUUGGGACCAAAACCCAUUAUUAUGGGAGGACAUUACUUCAUGGUGGUGCAAAAUAUCGGGCCACAGGCCGUGGAUUUGUCGUGUUCCAUGCCAAAUUUGCAGAUAAUUAUAGACUCUACUCUCGUAGCCACUUUGUUAAGGGGCUCGAGCUAAUGAUACUGCUUCUUGUCUAUCAAAUAUUCGGUCAGUCCUACAGAGGUGCUGUUGCGUAUAUCUUAAUCACCGUGUCUAUGUGGUUUAUGGUCGGCACCUGGCUUUUUGCUCCUUUCCUGUUUAAUCCUUCGGGUUUCGAGUGGCAAAAGAUUGUUGAUGAUUGGACUGAUUGGAAUAAGUGGAUUAGUAAUAGGGGUGGCAUUGGUGUGCCUCCGGAGAAGAGUUGGGAAUCAUGGUGGGAAGAGGAGCAAGAUCAUUUGCGUCAUUCUGGGAAGCGUGGUAUUAUUGCUGAGAUAGUAUUGGCGUUAAGGUUUUUCAUUUAUCAGUACGGGCUUGUUUAUCACCUGAACAUCACCAAAACAAACCAAAAUGUUUACGUGUAUGGCUUGUCGUGGCUAGUGAUCUUUGUGAUACUCUUUGUUAUGAAGACAAUUUCUGUUGGACGGAGAAAAUUCAGUGCAAAUUUUCAACUUGUCUUCCGGCUCAUCAAGGGUUUGAUUUUUGUCACAUUCAUCUCUAUCCUUGUUAUUUUGAUUGCAUUACCGCACAUGACUGCAAGAGAUAUCGUGGUUUGCAUACUCGCCUUCAUGCCCACUGGUUGGGGUUUGCUACUGAUUGCACAAGCAUGCAAACCAGUCGUCCAAAAAGCUGGGUUCUGGGGUUCGGUUAGAACUCUGGCCCGCGGUUACGAAAUCAUGAUGGGUUUGCUUCUGUUCACGCCUGUGGCUUUUCUUGCAUGGUUCCCAUUUGUCUCGGAGUUCCAAACGCGAAUGCUUUUCAACCAAGCCUUCAGCAGAGGUCUUCAGAUCUCGCGUAUUCUUGGCGGCCACAGGAAGGACAGGUCAUCAAGGAACAAGGAAUAG
Striga hermonthica is the source of this 5841-nucleotide messenger RNA. NCBI's taxonomy places the organism in Eukaryota, Viridiplantae, Streptophyta, Magnoliopsida, Lamiales, Orobanchaceae. The record is from the annotation of a GenBank genome assembly.